AUGUCUUUCGGAAAGCUGUACGGUGUUCCCACCAACCCCCGCACCAUCCCAGCUCGGGUGGCAGCCAAGGCCAACGAGCUCGACCUUGAGUUCGUCGAGAUUGACGUUGCUCCUGACGCUGCCUUCAAGAACUCUGCCGAAUACCGCAGCCUCAAUGCUCUCGGAAAGAUCCCUACUUUCGUCGGCGCCAACGGCUUCGUCCUGACUGAGGCCAUUGCCAUUGCCAUCUACAUCACCUCCCAAAAUGAGAAGACCACUCUUUUGGGCAAGACCAAGCAAGACUACGCUUCCAUCCUUCGCUGGAUGUCCUAUGCCAACUCCGAGCUCCUCCCCCGCGUCGGUUCUUGGUACCGCCCUCUCCUUGGAUUGGACCCCUACAACAAGAAGAAUGUUGAGGAUGCCGCCAAGACUGCUCUCACCAACUUGGCCGUUCUUGAGAAGCACCUCACUGCCCAGACUUACCUCGUUGGUGAGCGUCUGACCCUUGCCGAUAUCUUUGCUUCCGCCUCCAUCUCCCGCGCCUUUGCCACCGUUCUGGACAAGAAGUUCCGCUCUGAACACCCUGCCAUCGCUCGUUGGUACACUACCGUGAUCAACCAGUCUAUUUACCAGGCUGUUGUUGAGAACCCCGUCCUUGUGGAGGAGGCUGUCAAGUACACUCCCCCCAAGAAGGAAGAGAAGCCUAAGAAGGAAGCCCCCAAGGCUGCUCCUAAGGCCGCUGAGGAGGAGGAAGAUGAACCCAAGCCUGCUCCCAAGCCCAAGCACCCUCUCGAAGCUCUUGGCAAGCCCACUCUCGUCCUCGACGAGUGGAAGCGUCAAUACUCGAACGAGGACACUCGCCCUGUCGCCCUUCCCUGGUUCUGGCAGAACUACAAGCCCGAGGAGUACUCCCUGUGGCUUGUUGACUACAAAUAUAACAAUGAGCUCAAGCUUACCUUCAUGGCUAACAACUUGAUUGGUGGCUUCUUCGCUCGUCUCGAGGCUUCUCGCAAAUACCUCUUCGGUGCUGCUGGUGUUUAUGGACAGAACUACGACUGCCUCAUCCGAGGUGUCUUCUUGGUCCGUGGCCAGGAGGCCAUCCCCGCUUUCGAUGUCGCCCCUGACUGGGAAAGCUAUGAGUUCAAGAAGCUCGACCACACUAGCGAAGAGGACCGUAAGCUGAUUGACGACCUCUGGGCUUGGGACGUCCCUGUCGUCCGUGAAGGCAAGGAGUUUGCCUUUGCUGAUGGCCACGUUUUCAAAUAA
Messenger RNA from Talaromyces rugulosus, 1245 nucleotides. RefSeq lists its product as uncharacterized. Lineage: Eukaryota; Fungi; Ascomycota; Eurotiomycetes; Eurotiales; Trichocomaceae. The record is from RefSeq and is a predicted model, not a curated record. Gene Ontology annotation, molecular function: translation elongation factor activity. The transcript has 3 exons. Gene Ontology annotation, cellular component: cytoplasm; nucleus. Bases 1 to 1245 code for a protein of 414 amino acids. Gene Ontology annotation, biological process: translational elongation.